Messenger RNA from Acomys russatus (golden spiny mouse), 2279 nucleotides. It is a transcript of the gene Otx2, whose product is annotated as orthodenticle homeobox 2. Gene Ontology annotation, biological process: regulation of transcription by RNA polymerase II; multicellular organism development. The record is from RefSeq and is a predicted model, not a curated record. The coding region runs from base 298 to 1191 and encodes 297 amino acids. NCBI's taxonomy places the organism in Eukaryota, Metazoa, Chordata, Mammalia, Rodentia, Muridae. Gene Ontology annotation, cellular component: nucleus. Gene Ontology annotation, molecular function: DNA-binding transcription factor activity, RNA polymerase II-specific; RNA polymerase II cis-regulatory region sequence-specific DNA binding. The transcript has 5 exons.
GCAAAUCUCCCUGAGAGCGGAACCUUCCUCAGCUCCAACUCAGCCUCCACUGUUAUUAAAAAUAAAAUUCGCUAGAGCAGCCCAGUCGCCACAUCUACUUUGAUAGCUGACUAUUUGGAAUUUUGAAGGAUAAUUUGAUUUUUUUUUUUUUUUUUCUAACCUCCAAUGCGACUGUAAGUUCCAGCAUUCUAAAUCCACCCACCAAGGACUCUGACCCUGUCCACUCCAGGCGAAUCGAGACCGUCCGGCUGGGUCCCCCCAAUUUGGGCCGACUUCUCGCCUCCAAACAACCUUAGCAUGAUGUCUUAUCUAAAGCAACCGCCUUACGCUGUCAAUGGGCUGAGUCUGAGCACUUCGGGUAUGGACUUGCUGCAUCCCUCCGUGGGCUACCCGGGGCCCUGGGCUUCUUGUCCUGCAGCCACUCCCCGGAAACAGCGGCGGGAGAGGACUACAUUCACCAGGGCACAACUCGAUGUUUUGGAAGCUCUCUUUGCCAAGACCCGGUACCCAGACAUCUUCAUGCGAGAGGAGGUGGCGCUGAAAAUCAACUUGCCGGAGUCCAGGGUGCAGGUAUGGUUUAAGAAUCGAAGAGCUAAGUGCCGCCAACAACAGCAGCAGCAACAAAAUGGAGGUCAAAACAAAGUGAGGCCUGCCAAAAAGAAGACCUCCCCAGCUCGGGAAGUGAGUUCAGAGAGUGGAACAAGUGGCCAGUUCACUCCCCCCUCUAGUACCUCAGUCCCAACCAUUGCCAGCAGCAGUGCUCCUGUGUCUAUCUGGAGCCCUGCUUCCAUCUCCCCACUGUCAGACCCCUUGUCCACCUCCUCCUCCUGCAUGCAGAGGUCUUAUCCCAUGACCUACACCCAGGCUUCAGGUUAUAGUCAAGGAUAUGCUGGCUCAACUUCCUACUUUGGGGGCAUGGACUGUGGAUCUUAUUUGACCCCUAUGCAUCACCAGCUUCCUGGACCAGGGGCCACACUCAGUCCCAUGGGUACCAAUGCAGUUACCAGCCAUCUCAAUCAGUCCCCAGCUUCUCUUUCCACCCAGGGAUAUGGAGCUUCAAGCUUGGGUUUUAACUCAACCACUGAUUGCUUGGAUUAUAAGGACCAAACUGCCUCUUGGAAGCUUAACUUCAAUGCUGACUGCUUGGAUUAUAAAGAUCAGACAUCCUCGUGGAAAUUCCAGGUUUUGUGAAGACCUGUAGAACCUAUUUUUUGUGGGUGAUUUUUAAAUAUGCUGGGCUGGACAUUCCAGUUUUAGCCAGGCAUUGGUUAAAAAAGUUAGAUGGGAUGAUGCUCUCAGACUCCUGAUCAAAGUUCCCGUGAGGCAUAGAAGGAACCCUGAAGGGCCUUAGAGGGGCCUAUCAACCAGCACCCUGAAAUGGACAAAACAAUCUAUUUAAGAUUCUGUCAUAGCUCUAGAUCAUGGGUUUUCUGAUUUGCUGAUGAUUGAAUAUAUUCUAGCCACAUGCAACCAAACAUCACUCAAAAUAAAAAUCAAACAACACUUCAGUUGUGAGGGAAGGGAGUGGAAGGCCAUGGCCUUCAAAGCAGAGGUAAUCCGGUGUGUUAGCCAAUCCUUGGUUGAAUCUUAGGAAUGGACAGCGUCCCCAGCUCAUUCACGGUUCAUGACCAACGGGGAGUUGGCACUAAAAACCUUUUCAGGGCUGUGUGAAUUGUGCGACUGAUUGUCCUAGAUGCACUACUUUAUUUAAAAAAAAAAUAAUAAUGUUCAUAAGGAGUCAAUAUGUAGUUUAAGAGACAAUCAGUGUGUGUCUUAUAUAAAUGGUACAUCCGUGGUUUUUAAUCUGUGCUAGACUUCAAAACUGUGAUCUCCUGUUAUUGUAUGCAACCUUGAACUCCACCUCUGCAGAGGUUCUUCUGUGAUUAAAUAGAUUAUAAUUAUAAGCAAAAUUCAGAGUGACUGAAUACUGAUCUAGAAAGAUUACCUUUGGCUGAGGUGAGCUGCCUUGUGUUCUCUGGGCAAGGAUCGAGAAGAAGCAAAAAGACCCUAAUUCAUCUGUGAUUUAACGUGGGUAAUUUAACAUUGGUAAGCCUGGUGGGAAAAGGACGCUGGUCACUUGCGCUGACCCUGGUGAAUCCUAAACAGAUUGUUGUCAUUUAUGCUUGCAGAUGUUAACUGGAAGUUAUAUAUGCAUAAACCCUUUCUUCCUGGAUUUGGCAGAUAUGUAUAAUUAUAUUAAAAUGGUUCUAGCACAACAUUGGGUCUAGUUUAAUUUUAUACCAUUCCUUAUGAGUGAGAAGGCCCCAUUCGGCCUCAGC